Messenger RNA from Sclerotinia borealis F-4128, 1254 nucleotides. The record is from the annotation of a GenBank genome assembly. Lineage: Eukaryota; Fungi; Ascomycota; Leotiomycetes; Helotiales; Sclerotiniaceae.
AUGCCUUUUCCCAAAAAACUUAUCCCUUUUGCUUCGGUCCUGACGGUGGUUGUGGUGGUGUUAAUUUUCAAACCUUUGUUUCUCAAUAUUGGAAUUGGAAGUGGAUGGGCGCCGACGAAAUUUGGAAAGGAGUUGGGAGCGGGACCCGGUCGAUGGCAUGAUGAUAUACGGUUAUAUGGGACGAAAUGGAGGACGAUGCAGGAACCGCAAAAGGCGAUAUCGUUUCAUGCUGGGGUGGUGAAGCCAUUUCCUGCGACAUAUUCGAAGAUGCUUGUUAUCGCUAGCACGAAGGCAGAAGAUGUGAAUUGGGUGAGAGAGAACUUCGAACUUGGUUCCGGGGUGCAGUCUACUAUAUAUACGGCGGAUGACCUGACGGCGGAAUUUCAUCCCCCGAGGAAUAAGGGUCAUGAGGUUAUGAUAUAUCUUUCGUAUAUCAUUGAGCAUUAUAAUAAUCUUUCGGAUGUGAGCAUCUUUAUGCAUUCUCAUCAAUUGGCAUGGCACAACAAUGAACUUCUGGAUCUCGAUGCUGCGCAAAUGAUCUCGAGACUCUCUUCCGAACGUGUGAUUCGAGAAGGUUAUAUGAAUCUGCGAUGUCAUUGGCAUCCCGGGUGUCCGGAUUGGAUGCAUCCUGGAAUUGUGGAGGAAGAUGAUAAUAAACAAGAGCAGACGAUCAUGGCGAGAGCUUGGGUGGAACUUUUCCCACUUGAACCGGUUCCAAAUGUACUUGCGCAACCUUGUUGCGCGCAAUUCGCGGUUUCAAAAGAAAGAAUUCGAACUCUGCCACUGGCUAGAUAUAUUUUCUAUCGAAAUUGGUUGUUGAAAACGGAGUUGUCGGAUUUUAUAAGUGGGAGGGUGUGGGAAUAUCUUUGGCAAUUUGUUUUCUCGGGACAAACAGUACUAUGUCCAAAAGAACAUGUGUGCUAUUGUGAUGGAUAUGGUAUAUGCUUUGGGGGAGAAAUGGAAUAUCAAGCCUAUUCGGAUAAUCAAACGGAAAAGGACUACCUGAAUACUCAAAUCGAGGAAUGGAAUACCCGAAAUGAAAAGAUGCAGAACUUGAUUGAUGAAGGAAGAGAAGAGGAAAUGGAGAAUAUGGAGAAACCCGAUGCAGCAAUCAAGGAAAAACUAGAGAGAGAGGUCAAUGAAAUCCAACGCUGGCUCGAUAUCACCAAAGAAGAAGCAAUGCAACGUGGUGAUGUGGCACCUAAUAGAGCGAAAGAAGCUGGUAGAGGUUGGAAAAAUGGGGAUGGAUUUUGA